This is a messenger RNA of Ficedula albicollis (Collared flycatcher), 3362 nucleotides long. It is a transcript of the gene PRKAG2, whose product is annotated as protein kinase AMP-activated non-catalytic subunit gamma 2. The record is from RefSeq and is a predicted model, not a curated record. Lineage: Eukaryota; Metazoa; Chordata; Aves; Passeriformes; Muscicapidae. The transcript is spliced from 16 exons. Bases 438 to 2297 code for a protein of 619 amino acids.
UUUUUUUAAUUCUCUCUCUCUUCGGUGAGAGUGCGGCCGGGCUGGGCGAGGGGAAGGAAACUUUCUCCCCCCCUCCCCCAGGAUGCUCCGGAUAUUUUUGAAAGGGCGGAAGAGUGAGAAAGGGAGCAGCGUCUGUAAGGGCAUCUCAUGCUCUUGCGAAGGUCCCCCCUGACACCUCGCUGCUGGGAUUAAAGACCGGAGCUGGAGAAACUCCUCCCCUUCCCUCGGCUUCUCUCAUUCUCCCCCUCUCCUCUAGCUUCCCCCCACCCCCCCAAAUUUCCUAAGGCCAUUAGGAAGGGGGGAAGAAAAUAAAAAGAGAGAAAAGAAAAAAUAAAUAAGGAGCCUGAAGUAACUGCGGCCCGUGGGACGGUGGGGAGAGGUGGAAGAGGAGCCUCCCUCUCCAGAUCCAUCGCUCAGCACCACGCUUGGGUGAAGGCAUGGGAAGCACUGCCAUGGACAAGAAGAAAGACGCCUCCAGCAGCAGCAGCAGGAAAAGCUCCAGCCACAAGAAACUCAUGUUGCGAGUGCACAUCCCCGAUCUCAGCUCAUUUGCCAUGCCAUUCUUGGACGGUGAUGUGGAGAGCACAGACAAAAAUGCUUCCCGCAAGGUGGAAGAAAGCUACUCAGCUGGCAGUCCUUCAAAAGGCCUUUUCUCAAAAGGGCUCCAGAACCGACCUUCCAGCCCCGUUUCUGCCCCUGUGAGAUCCAAACACAGUCCUGGCUCACCCAAAACAGUGUUCCCCUUCCCCUACCAGGAGUCUCCCCCACGCUCCCCACGCCGAAUGAGCUUCAGUGGGAUCUUCAGGUCCUCCUCCAAAGAGUCUUCCCCCAAUUCUAACCCGUCUACCUCUCCUGGGGGCAUCAAGUUUUUCUCCAGAUCAAGAAAAACCUCUGGCCUCUCCUCUUCUCCAUCUACCCCAACACAAGUGACCAAGCAGCCCACGUUUCCCCUUGAAUCCUACAAGCAUGAGCCUGAGAGACUCGAAGCACGGAUUCACUGCUCCUCGCCUCCAGACACGGGGCAGAGAUUUCCUCUGCCUCCGUUGCAGGGCGCAGGCAAGCCUCCCAUCGUGACACCAGCUCCCUGUGCUACCUCAAAACCAAGCGGGUAUCCCGACAGAAGACACCCCGGGAUAGAGGGGGUAUCCCGGGACAGAGGGCACCGCGGGAUGGCGGUACCCAGGACAGAGCGGGUAUCCCGGGAUAAAGGACACCCCAGCGCCGGGAUCGCGGCUCGGCGCACUGCGGGAGCUCCCGUCACACACAGGGGAAACCCCCUCAACACCCUUGCACCCCCCGGGGGAAAGUGGAACCGUCCGCUUCCCCGCCGCUGCCUCGCAGCACUUGAAGAAUCGGAAAGUGACAUUUAUGUGCGAUUCAUGAGGUCACACAAGUGUUAUGACAUUGUUCCAACAAGCUCUAAGCUUGUUGUUUUCGACACUACGCUACAAGUAAAGAAAGCCUUUUUUGCCUUGGUGGCAAAUGGUGUUAGAGCAGCUCCACUGUGGGAGAGUAAAAAACAGAGUUUUGUAGGAAUGUUAACGAUUACAGAUUUCAUUAACAUACUGCAUAGAUACUAUAAGUCUCCAAUGGUUCAGAUUUAUGAAUUAGAGGAGCACAAGAUAGAAACCUGGAGGGAGCUUUAUUUACAAGAGACUUUUAAACCUUUAGUGAACAUCUCCCCAGAUGCAAGCCUUUUUGAUGCUGUAUAUUCGUUGAUCAAAAACAAAAUCCACAGAUUGCCAGUUAUAGAUCCAGUCAGUGGAAAUGCACUUUAUAUACUUACCCAUAAAAGAAUCCUCAAGUUCCUCCAGCUUUUUAUGUCAGAGAUGCCAAAGCCUGCCUUUAUGAAGAAGAAUCUGGAUGAACUUGGAAUAGGAACUUAUCACAACAUUGCCUUCAUACAUCCAGACACUCCUAUCAUUAAAGCCUUGAAUAUAUUUGUAGAGCGAAGGAUAUCGGCAUUACCUGUUGUGGAUGAGUCAGGAAAAGUUGUAGAUAUUUAUUCCAAAUUUGAUGUAAUAAAUCUUGCUGCUGAAAAAACAUAUAAUAACUUAGAUAUCACGGUGACACAAGCCCUACAGCACCGCUCUCAGUAUUUUGAAGGUGUUGUAAAGUGUAGUAUGCUGGAAACACUGGAGACCAUUGUGGAUAGAAUAGUGAAGGCUGAGGUUCAUCGUUUGGUGGUAGUGAAUGAAGCUGAUAGCAUUGUGGGUAUCAUCUCCCUUUCUGACAUCCUACAAGCUCUGGUACUCACACCUGCAGGUGCCAAACAAAAGGAGAACGAGAGCGAAUGACUGCUGUGAAUGUACACGUUUGUAGGAGAACUUGAACAGAGUUUCUGGGUCGUUUGUCUCAAGAGCAGUGACUGCAGUGGAACAGAGCAGGAUGGUUGAGAAUGUGUUUUGGGACUUAGUGAUGGAUGAUGAGUCUCUUCCCCCCAGUGAUGUCGCAAAAAAAGCAGCAUGACAAAAGCUUAUGUUAAAAUGUAGGCUCGUAUUUCAAAAUGUCUUCAAAACAUUUGCUGGAAGACUUCACAUGAUGUCCUUCAUUAAAAUGCACUGUAUUCUGAAACUUUUUCAUUUUGUAUUUGACAGAAGUCACUGGUCAGCAAUGGAUAUAUGUGACAUAAGGCAAGUGUAUGGCAUAUUCAUAUCAUAGUGCCUUAUGUCAAAAUACAGCAAUAUGUCAUCACUGUUGCCCAUCACUGUCAAAGGAAGUGUUGUGCUAAACGAGACACUGUAUUUGAAUGUGAAAGUCUUUAAACCUAAAACCAAAUCAGUUUCAGUUCUCAUUAGAUUUGUCAUAAAAGCUGUAAUUUGGGUAUCAGUAGACUUCUUUAAAACUUCAAUGACAGUUUUGUGUUCAAUGUUGCAUUCUGAACUGAAAUGUAAAACAAGACUGAUUUAAAAACAGCUUUAUUUAUUUUUACUUUCAUGACAAUUUUUUACACAUCUUUGGUGGAUAGCUAAAAUUUCACCAUAUCCAUUAAUAAACUGUUGAUUGUUAUACAAACAAGUGGGAGAUUUUUCUCAUUAUUUAAAACUUUGGAGUUGCAGAAAGAAGCUGUGCUCUGUUCACCAGUCUGUGUUACUUGAGCUGAAGAUUUCAGAAGCAUGGAUUGAAAGUGCUCUGUCCUGUCAUACACAGGCACCACGGAGGAAAUGAGGUGCCAGAGGACAUUUUCACCUGUAUUAAAGUGUAAAAUGAUGUUUGUACAACGAAAACCUGAAACUUUUUAUUGUAUAUGAUUUGUACAGAAGUGGAGGAGUGAGGAAAGACGUGGGGUAUUUGCUAAUGUAAAUGUACUGUAAAGUUUGAAGAUGAGACUUUUAUAAUUGUAGAUUCUUGUAGAUGCAAGA